Molecule: messenger RNA, 1578 nt
Organism: Emericellopsis atlantica
Lineage: Eukaryota; Fungi; Ascomycota; Sordariomycetes; Hypocreales; Bionectriaceae
Product: transcription initiation factor tfiid 55 kd subunit
Exons: 1
Coding region: 1-1578 (525 amino acids)
Biological process (GO): transcription initiation at RNA polymerase II promoter; RNA polymerase II preinitiation complex assembly
Cellular component (GO): transcription factor TFIID complex
Molecular function (GO): RNA polymerase II general transcription initiation factor activity
Source: RefSeq, a predicted model, not a curated record
AUGUCGGAACCCUCGCAAGGCGCGCCCGCCAAGCCGCGCCUGAAGCUCAACGUCUCGCGCUCCGGCUCCUUCGUCACCGACCCAGCAGCCUCGACACCCGCCGUCGCAACACCCUCUGGCGACGGCACCCGCAAGGUCAAGCUCAAGGUCACCUCCUCUCAACCUCCCACGCCCGCCGCUGUCGCUGCCCCCGUCGCGCAGCCCGAUCUCCCUCCGCCCCCGCCCCCAGCCAAGACCAAGGCGGGCCGGCAACCCAAGCCGACGCAGAAGCUCGUGGAUAGCAAGAAGCGACCCCACGAGGACGACGACGACGACGAUGACGAGGACGAUGAUGACGACGCCCCCAUGGCGCACCACGCCAGCACGAGGAUCAAGAUACGACACACACCCAAGAGCACGCCUCGCGGCGGACCAACGCAGCUCGUCGUCAGACCCAGAGGACGUGCGCCCCCCCGACCGCCAGGCGAUGGCUACGACUCCGAGGCUAGCGACCGCGAGCUCGACCCGCACAUCGAAGAGCAGAUUGUCCUCCGCAUGCUGCCCGGCGAGCACUGCGACUACAUCCGGUGGUGCAUGGAGAACGGCAAGAUGGGCAUCCCCCGCGCCAGCGGCGGCGCCGACAUCCAGAUGAAGUUCUUUGAGGAGGAGACGCGCCGGGCCAUGAUCACGGUCAAGGGCCAGCCGUACGCCGCCGUCCUCGUGGACCUGCCGACCAUCACCGAGGCCAUGAAGAGCUGGGACCGCAAGAACUUUCUCAAGUCCGCCGACAUUUGCCAGAUGAUCUACGUCUACGCCCCCGUCGCCAACGAGGAGGAGGCCCGGACGCGCGCGCUCCCCGCCCUCGUGACCGAGCAGAAAUUCAAGUGGCCCCACGGUCUGACGCCGCCCAUGCACGACUGCGUCCACCGCCGCUUCGCCAAGAUGGUGUCGCGCGAGCAGAUUGAGGACAAGGAGGCCUACGUCAGUCGCCUCAUGGCCGAGGACGCCAAGGCCAAGAAGAUCUCGUACGAGUACGUCGACGUCGAUGACCUCGUCUCGGGCGACGAGGACGAGGACGAGGACAUGGAUGCCGAGGGCGAGGUCGACGACUCCAUGGGCUACUUCAACCAGCCCAUGGACGGCGUCUUUGGCGACGACGACGACGACGGCGACCUCGAGGCCGAUCUCGAAGCGGCCUUUGCCAACGAGGACCUCGCGGCCGACACGCCCGCCACCGGGGCCGAGGGCAUCACCCCGAUGCCGGCCACCCAGAUCGACACGCCCGGCAGUGCCAUGGGCCCUCAUGCCGUGCAGCAGUCCAUCGAGGAUGGCGAGUCUGAAGAGGACGCCGAUGACGAUGAUGACGACGACGACGAGGAUGACGAGGAUAUGGACGAUGAUGAGCGCGCCGAGCGGGACGAGCUCGAGGGCGUCAAGGACAUCAUCGCCGACAUGAACAAGCAGCUGGCGGCCAAGCAGGCGGACUUGGAGAAGCAGACGAAUGCCAUCCUCCGGCAGAGACUGCAGAAGCAGAUUGGCCAGCUCAAGUCGGAGAUUGAGCUCAAAAUGUCGUCCAUUGGCAUGGAGGCGGAUGAGUAG